AUGACCACCAGCGAAUUAGAAAAAAACUCUAUUAAACAUCCACGAACUAGUAAUUUAACCUUUAAUGAACGCAAAGCUCUUAAUGAACUUAAAAUGUUGGAUGAUGUUAUCAUAAAACCAGCAGACAAGGGUGGAAAUAUCGUUCUACUAAACUGUGACAUGUACAUUGAGAUGUGCAUGGCACAUCUGAAUGACAAAAACAACUAUAGUAUCCUUCCCUCUGAUCCCACAGAAGCGUAUAUAAAAGAACUUGAAAAUCUACUCAUGAAAGCAAUGGAACAAAAAAUUUAUGUUUUGAUGGGACUUAACAAAAAUGUGUUUCCAAUGCUCCCUAUUAUCUACUAUGAAAAGAGCAAGAUGGCCUCACAUAAAUUGUUUAAGGAAAGUGGGAACGCCAGCAUUGUGACCGAAUUCAUCUUGCUUGGACUCUCUACAGACCUCAAUGUACAAGUCUUAUUAUUCAUAGUCUUUCUGAUUAUCUACAUGGCCACACUGGCCGGUAACAUUCUUCUCAUUACAGCCGUGAAAACUGACAUACAUCUACACAGUUCAAUGUAUUUAUUUCUCGCUAAUCUCUCUUUUAUGGAUAUUUGUUAUACCUCAAUCAUCGUUCCCAGAAUGCUUAGGGAUUUUCUCACCAUGAAUAAACUUAUUUCACUCAAGGUUUGCACAGUGCAAAUUUUUUUCUAUCUUUUUCUGGGAGAAAGUGAAUGUAUCCUUUUGGCUUUUAUGGCAUACGAUCGUUAUGUUGCGAUCUGUAACCCCCUACGCUAUAACAUAGUUAUGAACAUUCCAUUCUGUACUCGGAUGAUAGCUGCUGCGUGGAUGACUGGUUGUGUUAUAUCGUUUGUUGAUGCUUUAUUUUUCUAUUGGUUGAAAUUCUGUGGUCCUAACAUCAUAGAUCACUUUUUCUGUGAGAGUACGUCUCUAAUACAUCUAGUCUGUAGUGAUACCCCUGUGUUUACUGUUGUAAUAUAUGUUGGUGAUGCAAUUCUUCUUCCCAUUCCUGUGUUCCUUGUUUUGUUUUCUUACAUUCGUAUUAUUGCUUGUAUUGUGAGAACACGUUCUGGAGGCUCAAAAUCAUUCUCCACGUGUUUUUCACAUUUGAUUGUCGUGGUCCUUUUUUAUGGAACAGCAAUGUUCACAUACAUGCGACCGAGGCAUGCGGUAACAAAUGCAACAGAUAAACUGGUUUCAGUAUUUUAUACCAUAGUCACCCCCAUGUUAAACCCUCUGAUUUAUAGCCUGAGAAAUAAAGAUGUACAAAGAGCUGUAAAAAAAAUUGGAAACUGUAUUUCUUGUAUAUAA
Pelobates fuscus (common spadefoot toad) is the source of this 1308-nucleotide messenger RNA. RefSeq names its product olfactory receptor 2D2-like. Lineage: Eukaryota; Metazoa; Chordata; Amphibia; Anura; Pelobatidae. The record is from RefSeq and is a predicted model, not a curated record. Gene Ontology annotation, cellular component: membrane. Gene Ontology annotation, biological process: G protein-coupled receptor signaling pathway. The transcript is spliced from 3 exons. Bases 1 to 1308 code for a protein of 435 amino acids. Gene Ontology annotation, molecular function: G protein-coupled receptor activity; olfactory receptor activity.